This is a messenger RNA of Rubroshorea leprosula, 3063 nucleotides long. The record is from the annotation of a GenBank genome assembly. Lineage: Eukaryota; Viridiplantae; Streptophyta; Magnoliopsida; Malvales; Dipterocarpaceae.
GGAGAGAGAGAACAGAAAGAUCAGGUUUUUAAAGAGAGAAGAUCAGAGAGAUAUAAUUCCUCGAACCAGAAAGGAUUCAGUGGUCCUCUCCGUACCUGAUAUCUGAUUGUUGAUUAAAUGUUCUUCGUUCCUUUCUCUGGAUUUUCUGCAUGAGAAAUCAACCAUACCCACCUUCUACAAAUACUUCAAAUUUCAGUACAAAGGAGCAGAAAAAUUUUUUUCAUGGGUAUGGUGGAAAUCUGGGUCGAAAUUCGUCAAAUUGGGAAACGAGGAGAAGUUUUUAAUGGGUAUGGCGAAAAAUACUAAAUCUGGGAGGAGGAACGGUUUCUAUUUUUGGUUUUAUUAGUUUUUUUCACUGUAGAAUCUGUAAAAAAGACGAAGAUUUUGUUCGAUUAUGGAAGGAGGAAAAGUGAGGAAGCUUUUGGGUGGUGUGUUUUUUUGAAGGGGGCAAAAGAAUCUUUUAUUUACACUUUGCGGAGGUUGCUUCUUCUUCUUCUUUUGCGGCUAAGAAAAAGUAACUCAGGGCUAAGAUCUUCCCUUUUCACUAAUUCCGUUCCAAAUCGACAGAUUUUUUUCUUGGGAAACAAACGAAAACCAGCAAAUGAAGGAAGCAGAGAAGAACUUGGAUCCACAGCUAUGGCACGCUUGUGCUGGAUCGAUGGUUCAAAUCCCACCGGUGAACUCUAAAGUCUUCUACUUUCCUCAGGGGGAUGCAGAGCACUGCCUCUCCACCGUGGAUUUUUCAUCUUCCCCGCCAAUCCCUGCUCUCAUUCUCUGCAGGGUGGCUGCCGUUAAGUUCUUGGCCGAUACUGAGACGGAUGAAGUAUAUGCCAAGAUCAUGCUGGUGCCAUUACCGUGCAGUGAGCUUGAUCUCGAAGAUGAUGUCGCUUUGGGUUCCAGUAAUGGGUCGGAUAAUGCUGAAAAGCCUGCUUCUUUUGCGAAGACACUGACCCAGUCUGAUGCGAACAAUGGCGGUGGUUUUUCCGUCCCCAGAUAUUGCGCGGAAACGAUAUUUCCGAGGUUGGAUUACACUGCGGACCCUCCGGUUCAGACAGUUAUUGCAAAGGAUGUUCAUGGCGAAAUUUGGAAGUUCAGGCAUAUCUACAGGGGGACGCCAAGGCGGCAUCUUUUGACGACGGGGUGGAGUACUUUUGUGAACCAGAAGAAGCUUGUCGCUGGAGACUCGAUUGUGUUCUUGAGAGCUGAAAACGGCGAACUUUGUGUUGGGAUUCGAAGAACAAAGCGUGGGAAUGGAAAUGGGCCAGAGUAUGGAACUCCCGGCUGGAAUUCCGGCCAUGGAAAUGGAACUUGUGCUAGUCUGUAUGGGGGAUUUUCUGCUUUCUUGAGAGAGGAAGAAUGCAUAAUGAUGAGAAAUGGGAAUCUGGGUUCUGGCAGGAACUUGAGGGCGAAGGGGAAAGUGAGGCCAGAGAAUGUUCUGGAGGCGGUGGCGCUGGCUACAAAGGGGCAGCGGUUCGAGGUUGUUUAUUACCCGAGAGCCUGCACACCAGAGUUCUGCGUCAAGGCCUCUGCUGUGAAGGCGGCAAUGAGAAUCAAUUGGUGCUCCGGGAUGAGAUUCAAGAUGCCAUUCGAGACAGAGGAUUCCUCGAGGAUUAGCUGGUUCAUGGGGACUGUAUCUUCUGUUCAAGUUGCUGAUCCAAUACGCUGGCCUAAUUCACCCUGGCGACUUCUCCAGGUUACAUGGGAUGAACCCGAUCUGCUACAAAAUGUUAAGCGUGUGAGCCCAUGGUUGGUUGAAUUGGUAUCAAAUAUGCCCAUUAUCCACUUGUCACCCUUCUCUCCUCCAAGAAAGAAAUUGCGGUACCCGCCACACUUGGACUUUCCACUAGACAGCCAAUUUCCAACACCGUCAUUUGCAGGCAACCCCCUUGAGCCCAUCAGUCCCUUGCAAUAUUUAUCUGACAAUGCUCCUGCAGGCAUACAGGGAGCCAGGCAUGAUCAAUUUGGAAUAUCUUUAUCAGAUCUCCGUCUUAACAACAAACUGCAGUCAGGACUGUUUCUGUCCAGUUUCCAGUGGUUUGAUCCUCAGUCUCGAAUUUCUGAAGGCAUUGUGCCAAGUAACGAUAACAGCAGUGAAAAUUUAUCUUGCUUGUUAACAAUUGGGAAUUCUAGUCAGAAGGAGAAAUCUGAUAACAUGAAAAAACACCAGUUUCUACUUUUUGGGCAACCAAUACUAACCGAGCAGCAGAUCUCUCGAAGCUGUUCAAGUGAAGCUGUCUCACAGGUUGAUGGUAACAGUUCAGCAGCAGUGAAUCCAGACAAAACUAAAGAUUCUUCUAGCAGUUUGGGAUCCUCCCAAGUGCAUCAGGUUCUGCCAGAAAAGUCAUACAGACCCCAGUUUUUGUGGCACCAGGAUUGUUUUACAGCAGAAUCUGGCCUGGAUACUGGUCAUUGCAAAGUAUUCAUGGAAUCAGAGGAUGUUGGACGAACACUUGACCUCUCAGUUCUUGGCUCCUAUGAAGAGCUGUACAGGAGGUUGGCCAACAUGUUUGGACUAGAAAGAUCAGAAAUGUUGAGCCAUGUGCUCUAUCGGGAUGCAACUGGUGCCGUCAAACAAACUGGAGAUGAACCAUUCAGUGAUUUUAUGAAAACGGCUAAAAGAUUGACAAUAAGGAUGGGUUCCAGCAACGAGAGUAUUGGAAGGUCAUCAUGGCUCACUGGGAUGCGGAACACCGAAAAUGGACUGGAUGGACCAAACAAGACUGGUCCUCUGAGCAUACUAGCUUGAUAUGGAACAGGACUGAUAGUGUUAGUGUUUGAAGAAUUUAUUGGACAGUAGAUGAUGAAGACUUUGAGCUAUAUUGUUAUCCAGCACCAGCUACCAUGUUUCCUAUCCUAGUAUAUUCAUGUGUCUUGCAGGGCCUUACUCAUUAGGUUGUGUACAAGAAUGGUUAGUGUUUAUGAAUUAUGGUCACUUCAGUGUUUUCCCUUAAGUGCAACUUCACAUAUUCCUUGUGUUAGAAAAUCCAAAAUAUUAAGUUCUAAAAAUAAGUUUGGUUAUUGUAACAAGUUGUUUUUGUUAAGGCGACACAAUUGAUAUAGAAA